Molecule: messenger RNA, 2546 nt
Organism: Carassius carassius (crucian carp)
Lineage: Eukaryota; Metazoa; Chordata; Actinopteri; Cypriniformes; Cyprinidae
Product: retinoic acid receptor gamma-A-like
Exons: 9
Coding region: 639-2129 (496 amino acids)
Biological process (GO): regulation of transcription by RNA polymerase II; retinoic acid receptor signaling pathway; cellular response to corticotropin-releasing hormone stimulus
Cellular component (GO): nucleus; transcription regulator complex
Molecular function (GO): nuclear glucocorticoid receptor binding; nuclear receptor activity; zinc ion binding
Source: RefSeq, a predicted model, not a curated record
AUUCUGUGGCUUCUAAAAAAAGCCCUGUAUAUUUGAAGUAUUGCGUCACGUGACCAGGGCUGUAUUUAUGAAUCAAAGAGUUUAGUGCUUUCUGAGAGAAAGACAGAAGAAAAAAAACAAAGAGAGAGAGCAACAACAGGGGGACGCUUUUCUGUUCGCAAAACUACAAUGGCUGUAAAGAAGACAUGCAUGUCAGAGAAAGUUUGAUUGAAAGAGGGAGGGCAAGAAUGCCAGAGAGCGAAUGAGGAGGUAGAGUGAGUGGUGGUUGAGGGGGGAGCGAAAGAGAAAAGGCGGAAUGCAACAGGCUUCUUUAUUCGCACAGAGAGACACAUCUGACUUAUACAAGUCAACGAGCUGCUCUCGUAUGCUCAGUUCAAGCUUUCCCUCCAGACCUUCACUCACCAUAACAGGCAUCUAUUGGAUUACUGUGCAUCAGUUCUGGAUCACUUGCUGAGAUCACCUUCCAUUCAGAUCAGUGCUGCGCAAAUGUUUACAAUGGAUUUUCGAUUAUUGCACUCAGCUUAUUAAGAGAAAUCUUUUUAUAAAAAGCGUCAAAGUUAAAAGAAGUGGUAAUUUACCAUCUAGGACCUUAGGACCAUAGGACAAUCUUUGGGCACUGGAGGACCGCCAUCAUCACAAUGGCAACCAAUAGGGAGAGGCCUAUGAGUCAUAUGACAGGGUUCUACCCCUUUGCCUUCAGUUCAAUGCGAAACCACUCCCCCUUUGAUCUUCUGGCCAAUGGCAGCCUAUUUGGACGAUUUGGAGCAGACCUACCCAAAGAGAUGGCAGCUCUGUCGGUGGAGACCCAGAGCACAAGCUCAGAGGAGAUGGUUCCCAGUUCUCCUUCUCCACCCCCCCCUCCUCGUGUCUAUAAACCCUGCUUUGUGUGCCAGGACAAAUCUUCUGGCUACCAUUAUGGAGUCAGCUCUUGUGAGGGCUGCAAGGGUUUUUUCCGUCGCAGUGUCCAGAAGAACAUGGUGUACACCUGCCACAGAGACAAAAACUGCCAGAUCAAUAAGGUGACACGGAACCGCUGUCAGUACUGCCGGCUGCAGAAGUGCUUUGAGGUUGGCAUGUCUAAGGAAGGUAAAAAUCAGAGCACGGUUCGGAAUGACAGGAAUAAGAAAAAGAAGGACAUCAAAGAGGAGGUGGUUCUUCCAGAAAGCUACGAGCUGAGUGGAGAACUGGAAGAACUGGUUAAUAAAAUCAGCAAAGCACACAAGGAAACCUUCCCUUCGCUCUGUCAGCUCGGAAAGUACACGACUAAUUCCAGUGCGGAUCAUAGGGUUCAGCUGGAUCUUGGACUGUGGGAUAAGUUCAGUGAGCUCUCCACAAAGUGCAUUAUAAAGAUUGUGGAGUUUGCCAAACGUCUGCCAGGUUUUACUUCACUCACCAUCGCAGACCAGAUCACCUUACUGAAAUCUGCCUGCCUUGACAUACUGAUGUUGCGGAUUUGUACUCGCUACACACCAGAACAGGACACUAUGACCUUUUCGGAUGGACUGACCCUCAACAGAACACAGAUGCACAACGCUGGCUUCGGUCCACUCACAGACCUGGUGUUUGCUUUCGCUGGGCAGCUCCUGCCUCUGGAGAUGGACGACACAGAGACAGGGCUCCUUAGUGCCAUCUGCCUCAUCUGUGGAGACCGCAUGGACCUGGAGGAACCUCAUCGGGUGGACCAGCUACAGGAGCCCCUGCUAGAGGCGUUAAAGAUCUACGCUCGCCGGCGACGCCCGAACAAGCCUCACAUGUUCCCACGAAUGUUAAUGAAGGUGACUGACCUCCGAGGCAUCAGCACUAAAGGAGCAGAGCGAGCCAUCACUCUAAAGAUGGAGAUCCCAGGUCCCAUGCCUCCUCUGAUCAGAGAGAUGCUGGAGAAUCCUGAGGUCUUCGAGGAGAGCUCUGAUUCUAAAGACACUGGUGCUUCUGCCCCACCGCCUCCUGCCAUCCAAGCCAUCAAACGUGAGAGGGAUGAGGAAUCUGCUCUGGAGGAUGAAGAGGACGAGGACGAUGAGUGUGCGGAGGAGGGACGGGACCGAGCAGGGGACAGCGAGGAUGAGGAAUGGGGACUCCUGCAAGUGGACAUGGGUGGAGCUAGAAAGAGUGCGACUGGAAGAGCACAGUGACCGCCAUGUAUGCGGGUCUGAUACAUACAGAUAACAGCGGACAACAUUUAUAUUCCAGACACCUGAUCAGUUGAUACAAACAAAGUCAUUCAGUCAAGCAAUUUUCCAUAAUGAAAAAAAAAGCUUCAUAUGACAAAAAACAAACAAAACAUGCAAAACUUUGCACAUCUAGUUUUCCUCAACUUUUCAAAAACAGUAAAAAAACUAACAAUAAAAAGAGAAAACCUUAAGAACAUGCCAACACUGUUACUUCAGACAGUGUUUCUCUAACUAAAAAGAGAGAAAUUAAAAAUAAUGCAAGACCAGAGAAAGAUACGCCACAGUGCCAUAUCUGGAAGUUGCUUGUAUGCAUAUUUUGUACUUCAUUUGGAGAUGCCAAAUAUUCUAGAAUGCACCCCAAAGCCUUGUUCUGUAGGG